CUUCAAGUCGGCUAAACACAAUCUAACUGAAUUAAAAAUGCUUCAAACUUCCACCAAGUUUCUGCAGUAUAAAUUAUCAAACAACAUAACCAUCUAGGUCCUAAAUCAAUGGAUACCCGGCAAGCAAACAAGCUUACCUCUCAUGUUGCUGCUGAUAACAUUUCAAUGGACUCGCUCUCUUUUAGUGACCUUGUUUGUGUUCAAGACCAGCAACCAAAGUUCCCGUCUUCUAACCACGCUAAGCGCUACCAGGUAAGCAAACAUAGCUCAGAAUUUGAAUUUACAACCACUAAACCAAACUUAAAUUCUGCUGUCAAUCGAAUCAAGAUCACAUCAGCUGAUCAGCUUAUUUCCAAUGGUCAACUUCAACCACAAGCACUACCAUUUCAAACAACUCAGUGUGUGAUCAUAAAUAGACCCAGCUCCUUAAGCCCAUUACAAGCAACUCAUAUCAGUGGUAAGAUGCCAAGUGGGCAAACAAUCACCGCAACGAAAUAUCACGAAAAACUCAGCAAAUCAAGCAAACACACAACAACAAAUAAGCAAACCACCGUGGCAAGGACCGGGUUUCGCCAGAAAAUGAAGUCUUUUCUAUCGCCUUGCCGAGAAUGCCAAACGAUUAAGCAUGAUGCUGUUAAAGCGCAAACUGUUCCUGGAGAAAAAAUCAAGAUAUACUGACACAAGGCUUAUAAUCUCCAUGCGAUUAUUUACUGCAAGACAUCAGGAAUCUAGCUUUUUCUAGCCAAGUCUGAAGAAUUGCAAGUGACAUGCUUCAUUUCAAAGUCAGUUACUGCAUUAUUAGGCAAUUAGCAUCAAAUGACCAAAACAAUAAACCUUUACGCUAUGGAAAUUUUCUUUAGUUUGUAUUUUACUCCG
Lotus japonicus is the source of this 876-nucleotide messenger RNA. RefSeq lists its product as uncharacterized. The transcript has a single exon. The record is from RefSeq and is a predicted model, not a curated record. Bases 109 to 678 code for a protein of 189 amino acids. NCBI's taxonomy places the organism in Eukaryota, Viridiplantae, Streptophyta, Magnoliopsida, Fabales, Fabaceae.